Messenger RNA from Protobothrops mucrosquamatus (brown spotted pit viper), 879 nucleotides. RefSeq names its product secreted frizzled-related protein 2-like. Gene Ontology annotation, molecular function: Wnt-protein binding. Gene Ontology annotation, biological process: canonical Wnt signaling pathway; negative regulation of canonical Wnt signaling pathway; non-canonical Wnt signaling pathway. The transcript has 3 exons. The coding region runs from base 1 to 879 and encodes 292 amino acids. The record is from RefSeq and is a predicted model, not a curated record. Lineage: Eukaryota; Metazoa; Chordata; Lepidosauria; Squamata; Viperidae.
AUGGCUGUCCGGGCCGCCCUCCUGCUUCUGCUGGCCCUCUGGGGCUGCUGCGGCCUCUCCUCCUCCUUCCAGCAUCACCUGGUGCAGCUGAGCUCUCGGCGCAGCGCCUGCAAGCCGGUGCCCAGCAGCAUGGCCCUGUGCCACGGCGUGGGCUACAGCGAGAUGCGCCUGCCCAACCUGCUGGGCCACGACACCAUGAAGGAGGCCCUGCAGCAGGCGGCCUCCUGGGUGCCCCUCCUGACCAAGCGGUGCCACCGGGAGACCAAGAAGUUCCUCUGUUCCCUCUUCGCCCCCGUCUGCAUCAGCCAGAUGGACGAGCCCAUCUUCCCCUGCCAGUCUCUCUGCCAGGCCGUCCGGGACAGCUGCCUGCCCGUGAUGGCCGCCUUCGGCUUCCCUUGGCCCGAAAUGCUCAACUGCAGCCGGUUUCCUGGGGGCAACGAGCUCUGCAUCCCCCCGGUGGGUCCCAAUGGCCAAGAACAGCCCCCCCGAGAAGAUGCCGUAUGCACAGCCUGCCUUGAUUCUGGAGCGAGCGAGAAGGAUUUCUUGGAGAAAAUCUGCAACCAGGAUUUUGCUCUAAAGAUGACCAUCAAAUCCUUGUCCGGCGUUGGGGGCGACCUGAAAGUCAUCCCAGAGCUCCGUGGCCGGACGCUUUACAAGCAGGCCAACUGGUCCGAAGACGAGCGGAAGAAGCCGGUCCUGUGGCUGGUGGACGGCGAGGCCUGCUCCUGCGAAGAGCUGGCAGGGGGGCCGGGCACGGUGGUGCUGGCCAUGGGCCACCGUCUCAGCAACCGCCUGGUCCUCUCCUGGGUCAGGAGGUGGAAACACGGGGAGAAAGAGCUGAAGAGGUUCUCCAGGGCGGUGCGGAAGCUGCAGUGUUAG